This is a messenger RNA of Ictalurus punctatus (channel catfish), 6945 nucleotides long. It is a transcript of the gene znf385a, whose product is annotated as zinc finger protein 385A. Gene Ontology annotation, cellular component: nucleus. The transcript has 8 exons. Gene Ontology annotation, molecular function: nucleic acid binding; zinc ion binding. Bases 614 to 1879 code for a protein of 421 amino acids. NCBI's taxonomy places the organism in Eukaryota, Metazoa, Chordata, Actinopteri, Siluriformes, Ictaluridae. The record is from RefSeq and is a predicted model, not a curated record.
CAAAACAAGAAGGAGGGAGAAAGAGAGAAAGAGAGUGAGAGAGAGAGAGCGAGGGGGAAUCUGAGCAGAGCAGAGCAGAGCAGAGCAAAGCAGAGCAGGCACCAGCUUGACAGUGUUACUAAGGCAUUUUGUCCACACUCUCUGAUGAAUGGCUCUGUUGAAGGGAAAUAGCUAAUCAGCCGUCUGUAGGGACACUUUAUCCGUCCUGCUUCGACUUCCCUGGAUGUAACUCACUCACUGACUGGAUCUCUGCUGUGUCCUCGCCACCUUCCCAAAUGCCCCUCCCCAACGUCUAACUAACUGCCCUCUGUCUCACCUGAGAGGAGCAGAGGACCUCUAACAACCCCCACCCCCCAAAAUUACUACCACCUCCUCCUCCUCCUCCUCUUCCUCCUCUCCACUGUUCACCUGGACAGAGCAGGCACAAGACAAGGGACACACGAUGGACUGCAGCUAUGCUCUCAGCACUCAGAUAGUGUUUGCUGCUUGAUCUGCCUCUUUUUUUUCGGAGAGGAGAGGAGAGGAGAAGAGGAGCGCAGAGAAGAAUUUGGAAUCAGGUUCUCCAGGAGCGUCACAGAACCCAGAGGUGAAGAAGCCGUCCGAGUUUGUCAGGAUGAUUUUGGGAAGUAUCAACAGAACAGGGGCAGUCCCCACAUUUUUGCGGACCCCCACAAUGAUCCAGCCUCAUCUGGACAUGAAGCCCUUCCUGCAGUUCCCCAUGGAGACACCCCCGCCUCACAGUGUUGGACUCUUCCACAAUUUUAACACAAUGGAUCCUGUUCAGAAGGCGGUGAUCAACCACACCUUCGGCGUCCCACUGGUUAAGACCAAGCGGCCCAUCAUCUCCUGUAAUGUCUGCCAGAUUCGAUUCAACUCAGAGAGUCAGGCAGAGGCCCACUAUAAGGGGAACCGCCAUGCCAGGAGAGUGAAAGGCAUUGAGACCUCUAAGACUCGUCCACAGGAAAGUGACAAGCCUCCCCCUGGCCCCACUUCCUCCCCAUCACCCCCAGGAGCCCUGACGUCCAAUACAGACACUGACUCCAGCAAAACAGAAGAGACACAGCCCAUGUCACAGCUGAGCAGGCCUGUGGUAGCGCAGGGGCCUGUGCCUGUGUCGGCUCCCUCUACUCCGGACUCCCCUGGCCCCUCUACUGCUGCCCUCAUGCCAAGCCCUGCCACUCCUCUUCCCCAACCUGUAAGCAGUGCCUCGCCUGGUUGUGGGUCUUCAAACCCGGAGCCAGCUGGAGCACCGGGAGUUACUCCUGCUAACGGAGAGACGGAGGAGGACAAAGCCAAGAAACUGCUGUACUGCUCGCUGUGCAAAGUGGCCGUCAACUCUCUCUCUCAGCUGGAGGCUCACAACAAAGGCACCAAACACAAAACCAUUCUGGAGGCCCGGAGCGGACUGGGUCCCAUUAAGGCGUAUCCUCGUCUGGGGCCCAAGCCCAGUGGAGAGAGUGGGCCCGCAGACCCGAACACUCAGGAACGCACCUUCCACUGUGAGAUCUGCAACGUGCGGGUCAAUUCAGAACUGCAGCUCAAACAGCACAUAUCAAGUCGAAGACACCGAGAUGGAGUAGCAGGGAAGCCCAACCCACUCCUUAGCCGACACAAAAAGCACAGGGGUGCAGACCUCACGGAUCUCACCAAAGCGCUGGGUGCUGGCCUCCUGCCCAGUCCUCUGGCUGUAGCUGCAGCGAUGGCAGCUGCCGCCUCGUCCAAUCCGCUAGCUCUCCGCGCCGCAGCUCCCGCCCCACACCCUCAUCAUCAUCAUCAUCAUCAUCUCUUACAGGCCUCGCACCUUAGCCAUGCUAUACUGAGACCGGCCCCAGGGCCAAUCCGCACCUCACACGGGCCCAUUCUUUUCUCACCCUACUGACACACCCUUGUCCACUUCAGCCAGCCAGGAGCAGCAACUCCAAAAGCACACUGUGAAGUAAUCAAGUAGAAAAAUAAAUAGCAAACUGCACAGCAAUGACUAGAAUUAACUCAUCCACCAACUGCUCGAUUAUAAAGACGGGGGAGAAAAAAACUUGAACAAAAGGAAAUGGAGGACAACAAAGGGAAAAGAUUGGACAAGAGUUUUAUUCCUUCUCUUCUGUGCCCUACCCUUCUCUUUUCUGUGGAGUGACUGAGUGAGUGAUUAGCAAUGAAUAGAAAGACAGUAUAUAGUAUUACUUCAGCUCAGCAUUCAUCUUUCCCUUCUUGUCUCACAUACACACACAGACAUACACACACACACACAGAGAGUGAGACAGAAGCAGUAACAUAGGACUUGGAUGUAAGAAACAAACUGUUGGAGAGUUGUGUAACAUGUAACAUGCCCAGGCCGGCACACAUACUAAAAGACUACUACUUCUAGCUGUUUCCAUAUAUACUAUGUACCGUACUGUGUACAGUACGAGUACUGUACUGUACUGUGUACAGUAUGAGUAGUUUCUGUCAUGUUCAGCGUGUCCUCAGUCCUAUGCAUCUUGGAAAAACAACAACAAGAGAAACCCAUUCUGUCUGUAGGAUAGCUCCUUCCAGUGAUCUCCUUUUUAAUCAAUCCAUGUCCUAUGAAGUUCUGCCCUCUUUCCAGUGUGGAGAUGCUGCUCUGCAUAAUGUACUUAGAUCGGACCCUCGGAAGAACUACGGUAUUCAACGAAAAGUGAGAAUAACGACCAGAGGGGAUGUCCUGUCUGUGUGUGCGCGUGACUACAAGGCAAUCUGGUUUCAUCUGGCAGUGUGGGGAAACAUACUCACAACACUAAGUGGUACUACAGUUUGGAUUCAGAAUGAACACUAACAUCUAAACGUUUCCUGAGGGGAAAAUAAAAUCCGCCAACUUUCAACUUCUCUCCAGAAGUUAGAGGAAGACAUAAGCUGAUGAUCUGCUGUUUAGCAGAAAUCAACCCUCAGUUCCUAAAGGAAGACCAGUAGAUAUUUAUUUAUUCUUGUGUAGUGUAGCAUAGUCCAGAACUUCCAAGUUGGCUGACAUUGGUAGUAUCACAUAAAUGAAAAAAAUGUUUAUAGAGAAGCUGGUAUAACUGUUAGUAGACCCAAUGAUGAUGGUGUUAGCUGGAUGGUGGGGGUUCUUUGCGAGAAAGACAAUAUAACAGGGGUGUCCAAACUGCAUCCUUCCUAUGGAGUCUAUUAAGGCGUAAAUAAAUUGGGUUAAUAAACUACUUUUAAGGGUGACAUUCUUGCUUUGACCACUGGGUGUCACUACUGUGUAAAUAUGAAUCUAAAAACUUCUCUAAAAAUCAUCUCUUCUUUUCCCUCUUUGUAAUAUUUAUAUGGUUAAUUCUGCAGGUCUACAUUAACAAUACUAAUGUUUCAGGUAAACAUGGUGUCACCAAAGAGACAAAAAAUAGAAAGUAAAUGCAGGUAUGCUGGCAAAAUGACUACUGAAUCUGUGGUGGCUUGUACAUAGGGCCAGGUGGGGCAGGUCCAAUUAUAUAAUCAGCCAUUUAAGAACUGUUAAUGUUCCUCAUUCACAACUCCAUUCCAUUGAAAUACUAAUUACAUCUUUUGAGUGACUAAUGAUUUAAAAAAACAUUGCUAUUAAAUAGACAUAAGCCACCUUUCUAGAUGUUGCACAAUCAUGGGGCAACACAUUUUCUUCCCCACUUAGUUUCCAUAGGACAGAGGUUCUUAACCUUUUAGCGAGUGAGACCCACUUUUAAGAAUGACAGCAUUUUGCGACCACCCCCCAAUGUUUUGGAUUGCUCACUCAGUGGGAAGGUUGGGCUUUGAUAGGAUGCGAGGCGGUCCAGUCCUGGCUCAAUAGGGCUGAGGAAAAGAUGAAAACUAUGUUCAUCUGUCUCUAUACUUAUUCUUUGGGUACACCAGCACUGAAAAUAAAGCCUAACAGAGAUAGGUCGAUGCAAAUGGGAGAGUUUUUUUCAAUGCCAUGCCACUCAGUUCUUGUUAUUCGGCGUGCACAAAUAUCCAAAACCCUGCCAGUGGCUUCUGUGUGAACCACUGUGUACAAUCAUUUAAAACAAAAGUUUUUCUGUGACCUUCCUGUUACUGCUUUCUGUGACCCCCAUGUUAAGAACCGCUAUGAUAGAUUUAUUACUGCACUAGUGAUCAAAAUGGGAACUGAAAGAAGUGCUAAUAAAGGCCCAUUGGGGCAGGAAUCAUGCUGCCUCAUCUCAGGGGAGGAACAGCAGACAGGAGAGAUAAUGGGGUUGCGGUAAAUCCACGGUGACCUUGCUUCCCAUACAAAGAUUUGAAAAAAUUAAGGAAAAUGUUGAAUAUGCUGAAUAUUUUGGGCUAGCUUCAAGCCCAAAAAGUCAAAGUCAGCUUAAUUGUCACUUUUAGCACAUCGCAUGGUAAUGGAUAAAAACGAAACACAGUUCCUUUAGGAAACUACUGUGCAACAUGUAGUAGACAUAUACAUUGACGAGGACUAAAAGUAAAUACGAACAAUAAAUACACAGUAAUACCAUACGGUGCACAGAAUCACACAAAAUUUAAGUCACAUGAAUAGGAAAUGUAUGAAAUAUCCACAUAUAUAUUUUAUGUGGAUUCUAAGAGGUAGGUCAGCUGGAAAUGUUGCUGAAACCUGACAAACCUGAUUAAUGCUAUUAUGUUCAUCUCGUCCACAGGAAACACACCUGCUGUAUCAAACACAGCAGAUAGGAAUCAAGUCAAGUGUGAUAUCCUAUCAACUUAAUUAAGUUUGAGGCUGUGUCGUUAUUAAUGUUGUCCAGCCCCACCUAAAUCUAUGGUCACGAGCCGCUGCUGUUCUCACCUCAGAGAAAAUUGUGUGUAUUUCAUUUGCCAGAAAUCAGUUCCUAUGAAGGAUGAAUAUAAUUAAUAUAAUGAGUGAAUGAAAAUGCUUCACUUUCACAGCAGUAGGUAUAUAAAUCUCACUGAUUAAGACGAUCACCUAAACGAAAUGGGAAUCUAAUAGGGCUAAUCGAGCAGGUUCAUUAAUUGCAUUAUUGCAUAUGUUAUUUUACCUUAUCCUGCUCCCAAAAAUGUAUGGGCACCCCUGCAAUAUGAGCAAAGGUUUGGACUCACACAGUCUCCUGUGUCCAUCCACACUCUCUCUCUCUCUCUCUCUCUCUCUCUCUCUCUCUCUCAUAUGUACACAAGUUAUGCAACAUCAACAGAAAGGCCAUCAAUAUGAACCCUGAUCUUUCUCUAAUAUUUCCUCCUGCAUCCUGGCUAAAAUCAAUCCUGGACUCUAUCACCUGUCCCUGCGAAGGGUGGAGGAAAUUUGAGGAGGAGAGAGAGUGGCAGGGAAAUAACAAAACAAAACAAAAAUGGAACGAAUAAUAACUAAACAGGAAGAAGCCACAGGAUCACAGUGACGUUGCAAGGGGAUGAGACUGUUCUCCCAUUCUACGGUCUGAACUUCCUGUCUUGAAUCUAAAGCCAUGCAAUUCAUAUAAUUUCUAUUCUUUUACUACGGUUGAUUAAUUGUUAUUGUUUUGUCGUUGUGGUUAUUAUUAUAAUAUAUAUAUUUUUUUUCAUUUUCAUAAAACACUGUUUUGUUGAUUAUAUAAUUAGUGAUGUGAAGACUGUAGUGGGGGGGGAUACACCCAAAAAAUAUUUUUUUAGGUAGAGAACCAUGGGAUGAAAUUCAAUGGGGACAUGGCCUACUCACUGUAUGUGGGGAAACAGAAAUAUUCAUUUAGAAAGCAAGACCUUCCUAACAUUGGAGGGAUUUUCCAUAAGGUACUGACGGACACACCUAAAGCCCUUCCAUUGAUGAGUGAUGCGCUAAAAUGUCAUACUGUUUGGAUAUUUGCAAUGCAAUAAGCAAUCGAAUUAUGUGACUUGCUCUAGAUGAGCAUAAACCAAAUGUACAGGGUUCUGUAAACUGAUUCGUGUGUGCCUGCUGAUGGGAAUUUGUGUUCGUCCACGGCGAUGUUGGCCUUCUCAGUGCAGCAGGAAGGGUUGUGAUGGACUCUCACUCACCCUUCACAUAAAAAAAGGUCCUUAUGAAUCUUUGAUAGGGGCACAAAAUACAGGAAAUCUGAGUGAAAAUAAUAUAUAGUCAGCCAUACCGUUUGCAUAGCAUAUGUAGCUAAGUUUCAAGAUUUCACUGUUGCAUUUUGUGUGUGUGGUCAGCAGGUUUAGUAAGUACAGUGUCAUUAUCAUGAUAAUGCCAUUAGAGAAAUGCUAACAAAUGUUAGCAUCCACCAUUGUGCUUUGAUUAAAGUGACCUCCAUUUGGAGAUGUAUUUUAUUUUUCUCAUUAGUGUGGCACUAGCAAGGGUGCUAUAGUUCUUGUCAGUGUGUAUCUUCUAGCGUUGUGUGUAUAUCAGACAGAAAUCAGUCAAGCUGGACUGGACGACUUGUAUCAGACCACAGCUGCCCAUGGUGCUCACUGAUCUGCAGUAAGCACCACUCACACAGAAGCUUCAGCGAUGCCAUGUCAGGCUGCAAACUCCACAGAGUAACGGCGAUUCAUUUCCCAACACAGUCCAAACGCAUGAUACAGACACACUUAGAUUCAUCUGUGAACUCUGUAAAGAACAUGUUCAUCCUGUAGUCAUCCCCAGAACGAGCAUCGUCAGUGUACAUAAAUGUCUGGAGUCCUUUGGUAGAUUCAUGCAGUCUUUCAGGGCGGGUGUAAUGUUAGUGAUGAAGUGUGUUUUAGCCGUAGCCUUAUUCUACCCUAAGCCUCUCCAGGAGCAGAGAUAAGGGAAACCCUGAGAAGCUUUUGGUCAAACCUCGUCUUGCCAAUAAAGAUAUUUUUGAAUUUGUCAAAGGGACAAAAGAGUAUGUAUGGUUAAACGUAGCAAUAUUCAAUCCAUACCGGCUACUCUUGUUUUUGCAAUAAAGAGAUCAACCAAUAAAUGCAUAGCCUAUGUGAGUGAAAUACUAUAGAUGUAAUUUAAAUGAAACACAGAACUUUAUGGAAACUACUAUUGAUAUUAAAAGAAACCUGGAGUUACCACAGGAACAAAAUGUCUAUAAUUCAAUAAAGACUAUUAAACCUAAA